Molecule: messenger RNA, 2766 nt
Organism: Sarcophilus harrisii (Tasmanian devil)
Lineage: Eukaryota; Metazoa; Chordata; Mammalia; Dasyuromorphia; Dasyuridae
Gene: C1H3orf18
Product: chromosome 1 C3orf18 homolog
Exons: 4
Coding region: 69-539 (156 amino acids)
Source: RefSeq, a predicted model, not a curated record
CCUUUGGAAGAUUGUCCUGCUUGGGGCAGUUGUUGGAGGACUGGACCUGGCGUGGCCAGACUCUUGGGAUGACUUACAGCCCAGCUUCCCCUCGGGACUUGUACCGAAGCAGCCCCUCUACCCCAGAGCCUGACCUGGGGACCAGCACAGAUGGGGCUGCUUCAGAGAGCGCCACCCUCAGUCCUGAAACUACCAGUUUUAACAGCACCAAGAUUCCAGAUGUGGCCAGCAGCGGGACCAACAUGGGGACAAUGUUACUAUCUUUUGGAAUCAUCACUGUGAUUGGCUUGGCCAUGGCAAUGGUUUUGUACAUCAGGAAAAGGAAGAGGCUGGAGAAGCUGCGGCACCAGCUUAUGCCCAUGUACAACUUUGACCCCACGGAGGAGCAAGACGAGCUGGAGCAGGAGCUGCUGGAGCAUGGGAGAGAUGCGGCCUCCGCACAGGCCUCUCAGAACAAGAUCUUGCUGACGAACCAGGGCCCGAUGCAGAGACCCAGCCGGCUGGUUUUCACUGAUGUGGCCAACGCCAUUAACGCUUGACUGGCGUCGGUCCUAGUCGUGGGAUGCAGCUGGGGCAAGGAGGACAACGCCCUUCACUGGCCAGCACUAACUCUACUGAUGGGAGCCCAGAGCUGGCUCUGUGGGGAAGGUUUCCAGGACAUUUCUAUUUCUAGCCCACACAGUGCUGCCGGACCUGCAAUUUAUAAAGCUCCAGUUGGACAUAAAAUUGGCACCACAGCAUGUGGAGAGAUAGUGUGCCCAUGAUAUAGGACAAAAAUGGGACCUGAGGGGCCUGGGCCCUCUCUUCAGGAGGCAUCAACCCACUCCACAAUUUAUGGAUUUUCUGUACCUCACCCUGCCUCUCUCUUUCCCCUCCUCCCACCCUUCCUCCCUAUGCUUCAGGCAAAUCACACCGAGGUAAUACCUGGCUUAAACUGAUGGACAAAGAAGUUGGAAUUUAUGAGAACAACAGGCUAAAAUUUGGGUCAAGCUCAGUGGUCAGCUUUUGUGUGUGCAUGUGUGAAGCUGAAGCCAUCAUACCCACAAAGCCUUUCGGUCCUUUCCUCUUACCUUGUCCCCAAAUGGUAUAUUACCUAUUCAACAAAAGAAAGAGGAAAAGAGGUGAAGGGGGAAAGGGAGGAUAAAAAUAGUAAAGAAAAAGAAAGGUCAGCAAAAGAUAAAGGAGAAGGGGUGAACGGGAGAGGGAAGGAUAAAAACAGGAAAGAGAAAGAAAGGGAUAGAGAAGGAGAGAUGGAGUGAGGGAUAGUUAGAAGAGGAGAGAGAUGGAGAAUAGAGAUAGAAAAAAAGACAGAAAUGGGAGAGAAAGAUUUAGGGAAAGCAAGGAAGGAGAGUCUAGGCAGGCUUUCAUUAGAGCCCUGAUCUAUGUCUGGAAUCCCUACAUGCUUGGAACAAGUACUUCCAUUUUUUAUGGAAAAAGUCUCUGUUGAGUUGAGUGGGUGGAUCUGGAGUUAGUCAGAAAGGGAAACCAGUGACUCAUGGAAAGGCUCCCUUCUGCACCCCCCACCCCCACUCCAUCCCCUAUUUAAGGCUCCUGGGAUUGAUUAUGAGGCCAAUAUAGAGUUGUAUUUUUAGAGGGUAAGACAUUUGGGAUCUUUAUUUGUACCCCUGAAGAGUCAAAGAAGGGCCAAAAGACAUGUGGAACAAUCAAAGGCAUCAGAACCAUCUACCUUUCAGACUCACCAUUGAACAGAUGGCAUGUGAACACUUCUGGAUUAGCAUCUGGACUAGACUUGGCUUGGAAGAGAGACAAUUUCUGUGAGAGUCUAUGCUGACUAUUCCAGAUAAUCUAGCUGCACCAUUAAUAAAUGUCUGGGGUGUGUGUAUGUGUGUGUGUGUGUGUGUAUGUGUGUAUGUGUGUGGGUGCGCAUGCAUGUUUCUAUGUAGAAGCAUAUAUGCCUCUGUUUUUGUAUGUGAUAAAACAUACAAAACAACAACAGACAUGUUUGUUGAACAUGUACAUAACUGUUCGUGUGCCUGUAAAGACCAGAAGAUCAGUUUUUGUUGCUUUUUUAAUUCCCAAAGUAGACACUUAAUGAAUCUAGAAUAACUUCCCCUUAUGAUUCUGGUGGUGCUAUCAGAAUAAGACUAUUUCUUGAUUCUAGGUUGGGUGGGAAUGAGCAGAUAGUUGCUUCCUGCCAUCUGAGCAGUCGUGGGAACUGGGCUAGGAGACAACUGGAGGAGGUAGAGGGAUGGGAAGCAGAAGCCAGCUCAGGUCUAAUCUCCAAAGGGCAAUGUUAACAUUCUGAUGAACCUUUCCCCUUUCCUCCUUUAUGGAGCAAGAACACUCUUCAAAAGGCAAACAUGUUUGCACCAUGUUCUCUACCCACCUUUCAAUAAAUACUGCACUCAUAGCUGCAGACCCUUAAAAUUGGGGAGCCUUUACCCCACCAGGAUUGGGAUAGGGUGUUGCUGAUAGCUCAGAAGAAAGGGACGAAAGGAGGUCUUUGGAAAACACUCUGCAAAGCAUCUUGCUUGUUUGUUGGACUGACUACAUUAGAGCCAGACCUUCUACUCAGGGAGUGGAUACCCAAUUGAAUUCAACUAAUGCAAUUCAAAAAAUAUCCAUUAAACAUCUGCUGCCCUGUAAAGCUUUGCUAAGCUUUAGAAACCAUAUCCAGUUUAUCUAAGACCUUGCCCUUCAUGGUGCUCAGGAUUUAGGAUAAGAAAAAGACAUAAACAUGAAUAAUUAUAAUGAACAAUAUUUCCUUUUUAAAUAGUAUUUUAUUUUUUCUAAUUACUUAUAAAG